This is a messenger RNA of Nanorana parkeri, 1764 nucleotides long. RefSeq names its product olfactomedin 3 (gene OLFM3). The transcript has 8 exons. Gene Ontology annotation, biological process: signal transduction. Bases 1 to 1461 code for a protein of 486 amino acids. The record is from RefSeq and is a predicted model, not a curated record. Lineage: Eukaryota; Metazoa; Chordata; Amphibia; Anura; Dicroglossidae.
AUGGAGUCUCCGCUCCUCACACUAGGUGCUCUUCUCAGCACUAUGGCAAUGAUCUCUAACUGGAUGUCCCAGACCCUCCCCUCCCUGGCUGGGCUAAAUACAACGCGUAUUCCCACCAGCAACUCUCUGACUCUUGAGAGAUCACGUGGAAUAAUGCUCACCAACCCUCGGGAAGGCUGGCAGGUUUACAGCUCAGCACAGGACCCCGAUGGCCGCUGUAUCUGCACCGUGGUGGCUCCAGAACAGAACCUGUGCUCCAGGGAUGCAAAAAGCAAACAACUCCGUCAGCUUUUAGAAAAGGUGCAGAACAUGUCACAGUCAAUAGAGGUGCUGAAUCUCCGCACACAAAGAGAUUUCCAGUAUGUACAGAAGAUGGAGACCCAAAUGAAGGGUCUAAGGUCCAAAUUUAGGCAGAUUGAAGAGGAUCGGAAAACACUCUUAACUCGUCACUUUCAGGAUCUGAAAGAAAAAAUGGAUGAGCUCCAGCCACUAAUUCCAGUUUUGGAACAAUAUAAGACAGAUGCCCGGCUAAUUACACAGUUCAAAGAGGAGAUUAGAAAUUUGACUGGAAUUCUCACAACCAUUCAACAUGAGAUAGGCGCCUUUGACUAUGAAGACCUGCAUCAACGUGUCCUAGGACUGGAGACCCGACUGAGAGAUUGCAUGAAAAAACUAACUUGUGGAAAACUGAUGAAGAUUACUGGACCUAUUACUAUAAAGGCAUCCGGGCCAAGGUUUGGAGCAUGGAUGACAGAUCCUAUAGCAUCAGAGAAAAAUAAUCGUGUCUGGUACAUGGAAGGGUUUACAACCAGCAAAAUUGUGCGUGAGUACAAGUCAAUGGCAGAUUUUGUCACUGGGGCAGAAUCAAGGACUUACACACUACCAGUGAAGUGGGCUGGCACCAGCCACCUGGUAUACAAUGGGUCGUUGUACUUUAACAAGUACCAAAGCAACAUCAUAAUUAAGUACAGUUUUAGCACAGGGAAGAUUUUGGCCCAACGUAGUUUGGACAAUGCCGGAUUCAACAACGUCUAUCCUUACACAUGGGGGGGCUACUCUGACAUAGAUCUCAUGGCUGAUGAAUUUGGGUUAUGGGCUGUUUAUGCUACCAACCAGAAUGCUGGCAAUAUUGUUGUUAGCCAGUUACGACAGGAUACAUUAGAGGUGCUUAAAAGCUGGAGUACAGGAUAUCCUAAGAGGAGUGCUGGAGAGUCCUUUAUGAUUUGUGGCACAUUGUAUGUUACCAACAACCAUCUUACUGGGGCAAAGGUCUACUACUCAUAUUCUACCAAGUCCUCUACAUAUGAAUACAUGGACAUUCCCUUUCAUAAUCAGUACUUUCACAUAUCAAUGCUGGAUUACAAUGCUCGAGAUCGUGCCCUGUAUGCUUGGAACAAUGGACACCAGGUGCUUUUUAAUGUCACACUUUUUCACAUAAUCAAAACGGACAGUGAUGUCUGAGGUUCAACACAACCAGCCUUCCACCAGGGAGCACUAGCUCAUCUCUAUACAGUUUUUUCUACUUUACUCCAUCCAGUUUGUCUACAUCAUCCAUGCUUACUAUAACUCUACAUCUUAUUUUAUUAAUUGAUAAUCCAUCUGUUAUUUAUUUUCUCUUCUAUGCUAGGUACUUCUAGGGCCAUGCAAAAGUCAACAAUCAGUUAAGUAGAGCUGACAGACAUUUUAUGGAAGGCAACUGGUUUAUAUAAAGAUAUUUUUAGGUGUAUCAAACUAAAAGAUGUUUAGUGCAUACGAAUCUGUCUU